AUGAAUUGCGGAGAUCAUUGCAACACUUUUAAAGUUGAAGAUGGAGUGGUGGUCAAGAGAGAGCUUCGUGCAAUGUUUUCAACUGAUGAAGAAGCAGAUUUUAGAAUGCUGUUUCGCAUAUCGUCAGUGCAACCAAUCGCCAAUGUUGUGAUAAGAACGAUAGAUACAAACGUGCUUGUAAUUGCCCUUGGUUGUUUCAGCUCGCUACCUCAAGAAUUGGAUAUUUGGAUUGAAACUGGUGUUUAUACGAAGAAUACAUUGAGAUAUAUCAAUGUGAAUCAGAUUUUUCAGGAACUUGGGCAAACCCUUUGCUUGGCCUUACCGACAUACCAUGCGUUUACUGGAUGCGAUUACACAGCCUCUUUUCGUCGGAAAGGCAAAGUUCGUCCAUUAAAACUUCUUGAAGGAAGUGAAAGUGCGAUUUAG
Paramuricea clavata is the source of this 426-nucleotide messenger RNA. The record is from the annotation of a GenBank genome assembly. NCBI's taxonomy places the organism in Eukaryota, Metazoa, Cnidaria, Anthozoa, Malacalcyonacea, Plexauridae.